Molecule: messenger RNA, 492 nt
Organism: Heterostelium album PN500
Lineage: Eukaryota; Evosea; Eumycetozoa; Acytosteliales; Acytosteliaceae
Product: elongation factor 2
Exons: 1
Coding region: 1-492 (163 amino acids)
Biological process (GO): translational elongation
Cellular component (GO): cytosol; ribonucleoprotein complex
Molecular function (GO): GTPase activity; ribosome binding; translation elongation factor activity
Source: RefSeq, a predicted model, not a curated record
AUGUACGGUGUUCGUUUCGAUAUGUCUGAUAUCACUCUGAUUGCCGACGGUGCACAUCGUCGUGUUGCCCAAAUCAUGCCGGCAUCGCGUAAGGUUCUCUAUGCCGCCGAACUUUCCGCUCAGCCACGUCUGUUGGAACCGAUGUAUCUUGUCGAUAUCCAAGCACCAUCGAGAGUGCUCAAAGGUGUUCACAAGUGUCUGAAUCGUCGUCGUGGUGUCACCAUCUCUGAAGAAGAGAAGCUCGGUAUGAAUGGAGUGUUCUCAAUCCGUGCACAUCUACCAGUCUCGGAAUCGUUUGGAUUCAGUGCCUAUCUCCAAUCUGAAACCAGUGGCUUAGCUUUCCUACAAAUGUCAUUCGAUCACUGGUCGAUGAUGUCUCAAGAUCCACUCGAACCAAAUUCAGUCACCAACAAGAUUGUCCAAGACAUUCGUGUAAGAAAAGGUUUAAGACAAGAGAUUCCACCACUAAACGAAUUUUUAGAUCGUCUCUAA